AUGGCUAAUUCACCCGAUUCCUUCCUCCAGGUUAGAGUUUCAGAAUCGCAAAGGAAAGCUUCUCAUUACAUGGUGCAACAGAUGGAACAUAGUGCACACAAGGAAUCCAUUGAUGAAUAUCAAUUGGACCAGUUGGAACAUUUGCUUUCAGUGGAGAUUAGUACGUUACCAUGCUUGGCGUUGAUAGAGCAGCAGCCCGAGAUCAGAUUGAGCAUGAGACCUUUGCUCCUUGAUUUUUUAUUGGAAGUGAUCACCAUCCUCAAUCUCUCGAGAUCCACGUUCCCCUUUACAGUCAAUUUGAUUGACCGUUAUUGCUCAACGAGGAUUAUCAAGAAGCAACAUUACCAAUUGUUGGGGCUUACGUGUUUAUGGAUUUGCUGCAAGAAUCUCGACUCAAAGCAUAAGGUGCCUUCGUUGGACGAUUUGAGUAAAAUUUGCGUUGGUGGCUACUCCAAAGGCUUAUUCAUGGAGAUGGAGAAACACAUAUUAAAGUCGUUGGACUGGGUUGUUUACAGCCCCACAUGUGAUUCAUUUGUGGAUUUAUUCCUCAAUUUGCUCACCUCUCUUGACGACACAAACGCACAAAUCAUCAAGACGUCCUACCACAAGAUCAAGGUUUCUGCUUAUUAUCUUGGCGAACUAUUCCAAUUCUACCCAAAUAUAUACUUUGACUAUACAUCAUCGCAAGUUGCGAUUUUGGCUACAAUGUCAAGCAUUUCGCAGUUGAAGCUCCCAAUAAAUUUGAUGUAUAUUCUACAAUUUUACAACUUCUACUCAACCGCCCCAUUGAGCAUUGAGAGUUUCCAGCAAGUAUUUAGAAACAUUCGGUUUUUGAGUGUACCAAAUAGUUUACAAAAGAAAUACUCGCACCAACCUAUUCAUCAAAGAAAUAUGCCAAGAACCCCUAGAAUGGCCAUGCCUAGAACUCCUGGCCCAAGUCCUUUAGGGAACCCAGAAAGAAAAAGGCGCGAGGAGUUGGAAUCGCAAAGUAUUGUUGUGAAAAGAAGAAGAAGUUGUAUAGAGGAAAUAGAAUAA
Molecule: messenger RNA, 1035 nt
Organism: Lodderomyces oxycetoniae
Lineage: Eukaryota; Fungi; Ascomycota; Pichiomycetes; Serinales; Debaryomycetaceae
Gene: CLN3
Product: cyclin
Exons: 1
Coding region: 1-1035 (344 amino acids)
Biological process (GO): mitotic cell cycle phase transition; regulation of cyclin-dependent protein serine/threonine kinase activity
Cellular component (GO): spindle pole body; nucleus; cyclin-dependent protein kinase holoenzyme complex
Molecular function (GO): cyclin-dependent protein serine/threonine kinase regulator activity
Source: RefSeq, a predicted model, not a curated record